UCCGGUUCAAAAACACGUCCUUUCCGGUCUAACAACAACAGCGAAACACGACGUAAACAAACCGGACAAACGCGGUUCUAAAAACAGGGCUCGGAUGUGCCGUUAGCCCGGCUUGGUUCGGUUCGGGUGGAGGAGUGACGGUUACCAUGGUGAAGUGCGUUGUCUCUGGGUGUCCGAACCGCGAGGCGGUGAGCGUCAACCGGGGGGUCUUCCACCGAAAACCGAAGAGGUUCUUCAACUUCCCCAAAGACCCAGCACGGGUCAAGGUAUGGCUGGCAGCGCUGAGGGAGACUAACAAGCAGGACUCGACAGAGCAGCAUUUAAUCUGUGAAGACCACUUCCUGCCGGAGGACAUCUCCAAAAACGGGGUCAACAGCGAUGCCAUUCCCAUCAUGCCCCCCUACCUGGACGGGCCUAUGGGCCUGAUUAGCCCCUGGGGAGCCGAGUCAUCUGAGGAGGAGGAGGAUCAGUGGACCAACGCUGGCGGCUGCGAUGAUGACGAGGCCAAUGAAGGUGAUGAUGCUCCUGCUCAUGUGGAGCCUCCGGUGCCAGCACCUCAUGCAGUGGAUCCACCACAGCAGGAUCUAGGUGCCAACAAGACUUCAGGGGCCAAGACCACUGGUGUCACCCCGCAUCAGAAGAAAGAAGGGAUCCAGACCACGAGAGCCACCAGACAGGACGUGUCCUUGGGGAUGCUGACGCAGCGUUUCCUGGAGCUGUUGCUGACGGCGCCGGACGGCUCACUGGACCUCCGGCAGGUGACCACGAGCCUGCAGACCCGCAGGCGGCGAGUCUACGACAUAACCAACGUCCUGGAAGGCAUCAACCUCAUCGAGAAGCAGUCGACCAACAGAGUCAAGUGGAUAGGAAGCUGUCACAUCUCCAACUUUCUGUGGAUGAGCCAGCAGAGGGUCCAGAAGGAGCUGGACAACCUGAAGCUGGUGGAGAACACGCUGGACACCUUCAUCAAAAGCUGCGCCCAGCAGCUCUUCGACAUGACCGACGACUUGGAAAACGCUGCGUCGGCCUACGUGACCCACGAGGACGUCAGCCGGCUGGCAGCCUUCCAGGGGCAGACGGUGCUCGUCGUCAAAGCUCCGGAGGAAACCAAGUUGGAGGUUCCUCCGCCCAAAGAGGACAACAUCCAGAUCCAUCUGAAGGGGGGGAAGGGUCCCAUCAUGGUGACGACAUGUGAUAUUAAGACAGCAGACGCGACUGCAGAGAAGAGCGGCUGCUUCUUAACGCUGGAGGAAAGCCGGAUAAAGACGGCCACGCUGCACACAGAGUCCUCGAGUCCGCAGAGCGCUGUGCAGAGCGCAUAGCCCCCGGCUGGCCACCAGGUGGCGCCAGCUCUCCUCACAGUUCAUACCCGAGCCCGGACAACCUACAGAAGCCUAAAUACCGAGAGAUCGUCUCCAGGAAGGUCGGAGGGAAAUACAGUUCACUGACUGUGGUACAAUAUUUAAAUACUCAGCUGGUAUGUGUUCAUAUCAGCUAAAAACUUGCACCAAAAUCAUCAAAUCCAAACUGAUCAGGGGCAAAUAAAGAUGUUUUGACAUUGGAUUCAACAUGGAAACCAUUAUGGACCAAUGUGCUUUUCACCAUCGCAAACCUUU
This is a messenger RNA of Etheostoma spectabile (orangethroat darter), 1616 nucleotides long. It is a transcript of the gene e2f6, whose product is annotated as E2F transcription factor 6. Gene Ontology annotation, biological process: regulation of transcription by RNA polymerase II. The coding region runs from base 147 to 1322 and encodes 391 amino acids. The record is from RefSeq and is a predicted model, not a curated record. Gene Ontology annotation, molecular function: DNA-binding transcription factor activity, RNA polymerase II-specific; protein dimerization activity; RNA polymerase II cis-regulatory region sequence-specific DNA binding. NCBI's taxonomy places the organism in Eukaryota, Metazoa, Chordata, Actinopteri, Perciformes, Percidae. Gene Ontology annotation, cellular component: RNA polymerase II transcription regulator complex. The transcript is spliced from 9 exons.